This is a messenger RNA of Closterium sp. Yama58-4, 732 nucleotides long. The record is from the annotation of a GenBank genome assembly. NCBI's taxonomy places the organism in Eukaryota, Viridiplantae, Streptophyta, Zygnematophyceae, Desmidiales, Closteriaceae.
AUGGCUCUGAUACCAGCGCACGCAUCCAAUCUCUGGUACAUGCGCUUCUAUUUUGCUGAGAUGAACGUCACUGCGAAGGUGGGCGACCGGCGGUUUGAUAUCCUACUGGGGAGCGGGAGUCGGGUGGUGGCUCUGGGGAAUAGAGUCGGGCUAUUGGGUGGGGGAGGGAGAGGGGGUGCUGGUGCUGCUGGUACUGCUGCUGGUGCUGUUGCUGGUGCUGCUGCUGGUGCUGGUGGUGCUGCUGCUGGUGCUGCUGGUGCUGCUGGUGGUGCUGGUGGUGCUGCUAACUCGGCAGCAGAAGCAGCAGUAGGAGCGUCAUCCGGAGCAGCAGCAGCAGCAGCAGCAGCAUCUACUGAUUUUGACAUUCUUUCUCACGUGCCGCCCCGCACGGCCCUUAUCGUGCCUCUCCUCUUCAACUUCUCCCGGUUUUCCCUCGGCCGUUCAGAGGAUUUGGAGGUAGGUGUGCGCACAGCAGCCAAUAGCACGCUGCCAGCUGUCCUGAGUGCUGUGGAGCUUUUCGAAGUGGUGCCAGUGUCCCUGGAGAAAGAGGAGGAGGAGGGAGAGGAGGGAGAGGAGGGAGGAGAGGAAGGAGAGGAGGGAGGAGAGGAGGUGAAUGUGGUGCAAGUGGUCAUUGUGGUGGGGAGUGUGCUUGUACUGCUUCUCGUAAUUCUUUCCGCCUGGUGGUGUUUACGUGGCAAUCAUAAAUUCAAACGCUUAGAAGAUGAGGCUUGA